This is a messenger RNA of Pogona vitticeps (central bearded dragon), 5733 nucleotides long. NCBI's taxonomy places the organism in Eukaryota, Metazoa, Chordata, Lepidosauria, Squamata, Agamidae. The record is from RefSeq and is a predicted model, not a curated record.
AUGGAUGGCCACCGGUCUUCUUUUGACCAGACAGUCCCUGGGAAUGAGGAAAUGCUUGAUGCUCAGGAGCAGAAGAGUAGCAGUGCUAGCCCAGAAAUGGAGAGAAAAGCGGGACGGAGGCCAGAUGUGCUGAACCAAUCUCUGCAGACAGACAGCAAAGUCAGCAUUUUCCAGCGGAAACAACUGGUGGACCAAAGCUUGCAGACCGAUGUUUCUGGCAGCACAAGAAACAGUGUGACAUCUCUUGGGUCUCAUGAUAGCAGCCCUUGGCUCCCCGGCCAGGAAUCCUGUCCCAGCAGGCAACAGUCGGUUGGCCAUCCGUUCAUUCAGAGUCAGAAGUCUUCUCGAGUGCAGUCUGAACAAAAGGUUGCUGUAUCUGAUUGGGCCGAAAUGGAACAAACUGCAGGGCAAGACUCUGGCUUUGGGAAUGACCAGGCGGAGAGCUGGGGAUCUCGCCGGGUUAGUCGACAAGAAGAGAGACCGGAAUCUCAGCAGCCUUGCCAGGAAGCCAGUGAGAGCAACUUCUUAGAAUGUCAACAGACUUCCCAGGGACAAACUUUGAACAAUAACAACACAAUGAAGAAAGACUCUUGGUUCAAUGAUAGAACAGGCGUGUAUGUGGUUUCUAGUGGUAAUCAGACAAGUAUUGUUUGGGGUCCAGAAUCACUUGCAGAAAUUCUCCUGCCUUUUAAAGAAUCUGUGAUAAUCAAGCAGUUAGACAAGGAAACGCUUAAGGAUGAAGACAUGAAAAUCUCUUCUGCAGAUGCAGAAAUGGAACAAGCUGUAGCCCAAGAAUCUCAUCACAGUGUUCACCAGCUGGAGGAGAUGGAAUCAAGGCGUUCUAGUCGCCAGCCCACGGCCCAAGAAUCUCAUCACAGUGUUCACCAGGCAGAGGAGAUGGAAUCAAGGCGUUGUAGUCGCCAGCCCACGGCCCAAGAAUCUCAUCACAGUGUUCACCAGCCAGAGGAGAUGGAAUCAAGGCGUUGUAGUCGCCAGCCCACAGCCCAAGAAUCUCAUCACAGUGUUUACCAGCCAGAGAUGCAGGAAUACAGGAUAGGCACAGGGUCCCACCCAAGCAUCCAACAACUAGAAGCAGAAAAAACUAGGUCAGACGAACAACGAGCAAGACGACGUAAGAAAACACACAAAAUUAAAGUUGACCAGGCUCAACAGACAGACAGUGCAGACAGUCUGGCAAAAGAAUUGUUUGAAAGAGGUGCACAGACAAGUAUCACAAGUGCUGAAAAAAUCAGUGCCACCACUGAAUGGCAAGACUCCCGCCAUGGCAGCCAGCAGCCUGACCUUCAAGAAGGAGACCAGAGCAUGCAUCCAGUUCAAUUGCAAGAGCCCUGUGCUCUCAGCCAGCCACUAGAAGCACCUGAAAGCUGCAGAAGUAGCCUGCAGUAUGAGCUGCGAGGCUCUCACCAUGGAAGCGAGCUGCUUGGUGCUACAGAACACCACCGCAGCAGUCUUCCUACUCAUUUACAAGAUUCUUUCCAUGAUGGCUUGCAACAAGAAGUUCAAGAAUUCCACCGGGGUAGCCUCCCGAUAGAAUUGGAGGAUUCCCGCCGUGGGAGCAGGCAAGUUGAUGCUCCAGAACCCCACCGAAGCAGUCUUCCAAUUCAGUUACAAGAUUCUUGCCAUGACAGCAUGCCGUGUGCAGCACAAGGAUUCCCCAGGAGCAGCCUCCCUGCUGAAUUGCAAGAUUCCCACCGAGACAGCGAGCAGAGUCACUUUCAGCAACCUCACCGUGACAGUCUCCUACCCGGGAGACGAGAAUCUGAACCUGCAGGUGAACAACUUGAAGCAAGACACAGCCAGAGUGGCCAGAAACCUCUGGGCACAGAAUUCAGAAUGGAUGAUGAGAAGGAGCCCCAGAUGCCCAUGUCUUUUGAUAAUGAGCCAGUGCUGCCCAAACAGAAAGCUUCAUUUGGUCAGCAGACCUACAGCAUCAUUUCCAUUGAAGGAACUACCUGGUUAAACCGAAGAAGUGGUACGCUAAUGAGAAACCAGAGCCAACAGACCAUGACUAGUUGGCUCCAGAAUUAUAGGGAGAAAAAACAGAUGCUCUCUACUGAAAAAUUGGAGUCAAAGAGUGGAGAACCUGAGGUUGAACGAUCAACCUGCCCCCUAGAUGAAAAAGAAGCAGCUGACCAGCCGCUCACAGAGCCCGAAGCUCAGAAUGUCAUCCAAGAGGCUGGAGCCCUGGAGUCCGAGACAGAGAGCAGGGGGCCUCUUCCAACCGAAUCCCGGAGGGGUAGCGAACUGCGCUCCAUGCCUGGGUCUAGGAGGGGCAGCGGAAUGCCUUCUGAGGCUGAUUCCCGAAGGGGCAGCAAACCAUCCACGGUCCCUAAUUCCCGGAAGGGCAGCAGAUUGCCUGCUCUCCCCGAGACAUGGAAGGACAGCGAACAGCCCGCUCUUCCUGAAUCGCCUGAACGAUACGUGUUUGAGUUGCCUGGAUCCAGGAAGGCUAGUGAAUCCCCGGCUGUACCACAGUCCCGGAAGGCCAGUGAACCGCCCAUGACGCUUGAGUCCUGGAAAGCCGGAGAAUGCCCAGACUUGCCUGAGCCCCAUAGGACCAACGAACAACCUCUCGUAGAUGAGGUCUGGGUGGCAAGUGAACUGCCCUCUGUGCCACAAUCCCGGAAGGGCAGUGAACCACCCACUGUGCCCGAAUCUCGAAAGGCCAGUAUAUUGCCUACUGUACCUGAAUCCCGGAAGGCCAGUGAAACACCUGUUGUGCUGGAAUCCCAAAAGGCCAGCGAACCAUUCUUUGUGCCUGAAUCUCGAAAGGCCAGUGUGUCACCAACUGUGCCACAGUCCCGGAAGGCCAGCGAACUGCCCUCUGAGCUUGAAUCUUGCAAGGCCAGUGAAUCACCUGCUCUGCCUGAAUCUCAAAACGUGAGUCAAUUGCCAAAUGUGUCCGAAUCCCGGAAAGCCAGCGAAGCAUCCACCCUGCCCCAAUCAUCUAUUGUGCCCGAAUCCCGAAAGCUCAGUGAAUCACCCACUGUGCCACAAUCCAGGAAGGGCAGUGAAACGACCUCCAUGCCACAAUCCCGGAAAGGCAGUGAGCCACCCGCUGUGCCCGAAUCUCGAAAGGCCAGCAUAUUGCCCACUGUGCCUGAAUACCAAAGGGCCAGUGAAUCAUCCUUUGUGCUUGAAUCCCAGAAGGUCAGCGAAACACCCAUUGUACCUGAAUCCCGAAAGGCUAGUGAAUCACCCACUGUGCCACAAUCCCGGAAGGGCAGUGAAACCUCCUCUGUGCCACAAUCCCGGAAGGGCAGUGAACCACGCACUGUGCCCGAAUCUCGAAAGGCCAGUAUAUUGCCUACUGUACCUGAAUCCCGGAAAUCCAGUGAAACACCUGUUGUGCUGGAAUCACAAAAGGCCAGUGAACCAUUCUUUGUGGCUGAAUCUCGAAAGGCCAGUGAACCACCCACUGUGCCGCAGUCCCGGAAGGGCAGUGAAAUCUCCUCUGUGCCACAAUCCCGGAAGGGCAGUGAACCACGCACUGUGUCCGAAUCUCGAAAGACCAGUAUAUUGCCUACUGUACCUGAAUACCGAAAGGCUAGUGAAUCACCCAUUGUGCUGGAAUCACAAAAGGCCAGUGAACCAUUCUUUGUACAUGAAUCCCGAAAGGCCAGUGAAUCACCCACUGUGCCACAAUCCCGGAAGACCAGUGAACCGUCCUCUGUGCCUGAGUCCCAGAAGGUCAAUGAACCAUUCCCUGUGCCCGGAUCCCAAAAGCCAAGUGAACCAUCCUCUGUGCCUGAAUCUCGGAAGGCCAGUGAACAAAGUUUUUUGAAACAUGUAUCUUCUUUUUCUGCGAAAGCUCAGCAGACGUACAGCAUUAUUUCUGUUGAGAUAAAUACCUGGAUGAACAGAAGAACCGGCAAAUUAAUGACAUCCAGUAGUCAACAAACUGAGAGGAGCUGGAUGCAGGACUAUAUAGCAAAAAAAUUAAAAGGUGUCGCUAAAGAUAGUCUGACGGCAGCUGAACUUACCAGCCCUGAGAACGAUGGAAAAGAUGCUGCAGAACAACAGCACACUAGCAAGGGUGAAGUGGAAACUGAGGAGUCCUGGUGGGGCAGCCAACAAGCAGAGGUGCAGGAGAACCGGCGGGGAAGCCAACAGACGGAGGUGCUGGAGUCCCGGCGGGGCAGCCAACAGGCGGAGGUGCAGCAGUCCCGGCGGGGCAGCCAACAGGCGGAGGUGCAGGAGUCCCGGCGGAGCAGCCAACAGGCGGAGGGGCAGGAGUCCCGGCGGGAUGAAGCUCUGCAGACGUCUAGCAUCAUUUCUCUCGAAGUUGGGAUCUGGCUAAACAGAAAAACUGGGAAGAUAUUGAGAAGCCAUAGUCAACAGACAAGUGCCAGCUGUCUUCAUACUGAUUGUAGAGGACCUCCGGAACACAACAGAGAUACAGCAGAGAGCCCACAGGUAUCCCAAGCCAAUGUUAGGCCACUUGACGAGAAACCAGGCGAAGCGUCUUGCGAUAGUCUCACCUUUGCGCCAUCUUUGGGUGAGCUGCAGGCUGGCGAUGAAUUUGAAAAAGUGGCCAGUGCCUCUAGGAGCGAAGCAAUCCUACAGAGUGUGCCCUCGUCCCUGACGAAUGCAGAGGUGGUGUCCUUGCCCAUCUACACGGUGGUUUCUGUGGCCGAAGGCAGCUGGCGGAAUGUCCAAACGGGAAAGCUGCUGGCCUCUAGGUGCCAGCAGACAGACAAGUCUUCCAUCCAAGAGGUUCAUCAGCCCGUCCGGCGCACUAGUUAUUCACCCGAGCUGAGUUAUGAUGACCUAAAGGAUGUACAGAUAAGUGAAAGCUCACAACCAAUCUGCUAUAGCGAUAUACUCUAUAGUGAACCCAAGGGGCCCUCUACGUACCAGCAGACGGACAAGUCUUCCAUCCAAGAGGGUCAUCAGCCCGUCCGGCGCACUAGUUAUUCACCCGAGCUGAGUUAUGAUGACCUAAAGGAUGUACAGAUAAGUGAAAGCUCACAACCAAUCUGCUAUAGCGAUAUACUCUAUAGUGAACCCAAGGGGCCCUCUACGUACCAGCAGACGGACAAGUCUUCCAUCCAAGAGGGUCAUCAGCCCGUCCGGCGCACUAGUUAUUCACCCGAGCUGAGUUAUGAUGACCUAAAGGAUGUACAGAUAAGUGAAAGCUCACAACCAAUCUGCUAUAGCGAUAUACUCUAUAGUGAACCCAAGGGGCCCUCUACGUACCAGCAGACGGACAAGUCUUCCAUCCAAGAGGGUCAUCAGCCCGUCCGGCGCACUAGUUAUUCACCCGAGCUGAGUUAUGAUGACCUAAAGGAUGUACAGAUAAGUGAAAGCUCACAACCAAUCUGCUAUAGCGAUAUACUCUAUAGUGAACCCAAGGGGCCCUCUACGUACCAGCAGACGGACAAGUCUUCCAUCCAAGAGGGUCAUCAGCCCGUCCGGCGCACUAGUUAUUCACCCGAGCUGAGUUAUGAUGACCUAAAGGAUGUACAGAUAAGUGAAAGCUCACAACCAAUCUGCUAUAGCGAUAUACUCUAUAGUGAACCCAAGGGGCCCUCUACGUACCAGCAGACGGACAAGUCUUCCAUCCAAGAGGGUCAUCAGCCCGUCCGGCGCACUAGUUAUUCACCCGAGCUGAGUUAUGAUGACCUAAAGGAUGUACAGAUAAGCGAAAGCUCCCAACCAACCUGCUACAGCGAUAUACUUUAUAAUGAACCCGAGGUGCCCGGUGGAUAG